Messenger RNA from Octopus sinensis (East Asian common octopus), 1601 nucleotides. RefSeq names its product ciliary-associated calcium-binding coiled-coil protein 1-like. Bases 136 to 1098 code for a protein of 320 amino acids. NCBI's taxonomy places the organism in Eukaryota, Metazoa, Mollusca, Cephalopoda, Octopoda, Octopodidae. The transcript has 8 exons. The record is from RefSeq and is a predicted model, not a curated record.
UCUGCAGUGAAUGGACAACCCGGUGAUGAAACCAUAGCAACAAAAAAUAACAACACCAAGAACAACAACAUCAGUAACUUCAAGAACAACGAAUAUAAGAACACAACAUUGGCGAAAGAGACAAUUUGUUGAGAUAUGUCUUCGAAGAGGACUUCUGGCCGAGAUAAGAAAAGCAACAGACUGGGAUUAAGUGCAUCUUCCAUUUCGACUUCGGUCAAGAAAGAUUCGACCAAGAUUAAUGAAAGCGAAGUACAAAUUGCUAAAACCUGGCAGGCUUACAGAUACCUUAACUACGAAAUGACACAGCAGCUGCUGAAGGCUUCCUUAUCUGAAGUAGAAAAGAAGAUGAUUUCAUUCCUGAAGCUGACUCAACCAUCUGUGGACCUGAAGGAAGCAGUAAUGUUAGAUUAUUUUGUGGCAGGUAUUUACUGGGCCCACAACCAAUCCUACAGCAACGAGCAGUUUUCUGGUUUCUUUUCUUUACUCUAUGAUCUCUUAUGCAACGUCAAAGACAAACAUCUCUCAAUUGGAAACAAUUUACAGGAACUGCGGAAAUCUUUGGCUGGCAUUGCAGUUUCUGAUAUAAUAACCGAUUGUGGAGGGAUGCUGUUCUUUAACCUGAAUGCUGCAAAAAAGAUCAUUGAAUAUUUUCAAGUAACUUUAUUCCAGCAUUAUUGCCUUUAUGAGUAUAUAUAUACUCACAUGCAGGCUGAACAAAUCAUCGGCACAGAUUUAAAAAUUGUACCAGUAAUUGGCCUUGGUCCAUGUUUUGCACCGCCAUUAAUUGAAGGGGUUUUGGAAGAUUCUUAUACAAACUACAUUAAUCUUCCCCCAGAAACAGAACUGGAGACAGACAGAGGAGAGUUACUGGUUGAAGAAGAAAUUCUUGCAGGACCUGAUAUGAGUUUCCUGAACAGUAUCACUAAGGAGGAGGUGGAGGAGAUAUUUCAAAGUGUAGCUGACGAACUCCUACCACAUGUUCAGGAGGAGAUUGCUGAUCAGAUUCGGGAACAGGAGAUUCAGUUGAUUAAUAAAAUCAAUGACCUCUGUAACAUGUAUAACCAAAUGCCUAUGCAAGGCUCAUCAAAGAAGAAAUGAAGUGAAUGGUUUUAGUGGAGAUUUUAUGUAUGUGGCCAACUGCUGAGUAUUUCGUUGCGAAAUUUGGUAAAUUGGCAGGAAAAGGUUGUUUUAAGAGAGAGAGAGAUGGAGAGAGAGGGAGAGAGAGAUGGAGAGAGAGAUGGAGAGAAGGAGAUAGAGAGAGAGAGAGAGAGAGAAAAAGAGAAAGAGAAAAAGUGAAAUCUAUAUAUGCAAUGGACAGCCGUUAUAGUGACAUCCUGAAAGUUUUGUACGUCUGUAGUAGUAAAACCACGACCUUUUAGCAUCACCAAGACCACGACAACGACUACCACCGCCACCACCACCACCAACAACAACAACAUUAAACCCCCACCCAAUCAUCCCUCCCUCCCCUCCAACAACUACACUUUACUCAUUGAAUCAUUCUCCAUGUUAAUACGACCAUCAGCAGCAGUGCCACCACCACUACCAACACCAUUACUGCUCCCACCAUCACCGUAACCCCCUCCCCCGACACCAAUGCC